This is a messenger RNA of Pichia kudriavzevii, 3117 nucleotides long. RefSeq lists its product as uncharacterized. Gene Ontology annotation, biological process: regulation of DNA-templated transcription; DNA-templated transcription. Gene Ontology annotation, cellular component: nucleus. Gene Ontology annotation, molecular function: DNA-binding transcription factor activity, RNA polymerase II-specific; transcription cis-regulatory region binding; zinc ion binding. NCBI's taxonomy places the organism in Eukaryota, Fungi, Ascomycota, Pichiomycetes, Pichiales, Pichiaceae. The transcript has a single exon. The record is from RefSeq and is a predicted model, not a curated record. The coding region runs from base 1 to 3117 and encodes 1038 amino acids.
AUGUCCACCACAUCAAACAAUUUGACACAGUUCAAAGCUGAAAGCCCCGAAGCCAUCAUGAAUAGCUUUGAUACAAAAGGAUCUCAAAAGAGAAGUAAACGAUCAAAAAAAAUUGCAUGCACUGAGUGUAGGCAACAAAAAGCUAAAUGUGAUGCUUCAGAGAGACAACCACAUCCUUGCUCUAGAUGUGAAAAACGCAAAAUACCUUGUAAGUUGGAUUCUGAGUUUAAGAGAACCUUUAAAAGAGCCAAGAUAGAUGAACUGGUAAAGGAAUACGAAAUUAUCAAGUCUAAAUUAAACUCAAACAUGUUAAAUGAUACCAAACAGAUACCUGUACAAAUUCAGCAACAACCUCCACCACUACAACAACAACAACAACCACAACCACAACCACAAGCUCAAACACAGCAAUCAUUCUUACCUCCAAUCCAGUAUGUUUCAAACUCACGAGCAAACAUUUCAGGUGGGAGCUCUUACCCAAUCCAAGCGAGUCCAAGCAAUGGUUCACCGUUAAAUGAUACUGCUGGUUAUGGCUCUGCUGUUCCAAGUAAUUCUUAUAACAAUCAUGCUACGCAUGUGUCAAGUUCCGGAAUCCCUGGAUCAAUCAAUCGACAAAUGGGACCCAAUAUUUCCGGCAGUGGUAAUGUGAAACCUGCAACCCCGUUAUCUACUCUGAAUAGACAGUUUUCUCCAUUCAGUAUGAGACCAAUUUCACCGUUAGGACAGGAUAUGUCUCUUAUAAGUGGUAUGCAAUUAUCUUCUAGUUAUAACCAGCCAAUAAAAUCUCCGGUUAUAGUCGCCACACCUGGGAUACAGUACUCUACAAACAUUUCCAGUCCUAAUAUUACGAAUAAGAUAAACAGUUCAUUAAAUUUGUCUACCCUGAUAUCCGCAGCAAAUGCGUCAGAUAAUCUCAGCAAGGGGUUCACCAAUGGAUCCGCCAUUACAGCAUCCAACAACGUAAACAAACAAGCCGCCACUGUUUCACAAUUAGAACCGGGAAAAUUAUCAAACUUGAGGGUGUGCCGCCCUGUUAGAAAGCCAAAGAUUGAUCAAUCUUUGUUGAGUUGUACUCCAAAAUCACUGGGUGAAGUGACAUUGAAUGAAGACCAGAUUGUGGUUCUGUACAGCACAUUCCUAACUCAUUAUCAUCCAUUGUUACCAGUGAUCGAUAUGGAAAAAAGUAUCGAAAAAAUAUACAAGUUAUGCCCUAUUUUGUUUUGGACGAUGAUGUUCACCGCCUUGAGAGGCCACCAUUCGUUAGAACCAGCCAUCAGCCCAGAAGAAUGCAAGGAACUUUAUUUUACCUUAUCACCUGUUAUUAAAUCUGUCUUGGCAGAAAUCACAAUCUCUCCAAUCACCCGGUAUGCUCCAUCUGAGGCUGAUGAGUCGAUUUUGAACGCAUCAAGCGUUUACUCGGUGCAAGCCUUUUUGAUCUAUACCUUUUGGCCCCCCUUAACUUCUUCUCUAAGUGCUGAUUCCAGUUGGAAUAGUAUUGGUAUUGCAUUUUACCAAGCUAUUAGGCUUGGAUUGCAUACGCCGGGAUUAACCUCGGAUAGAAGUAAGUCUAGCGAUUUGUUGAAUGAAAAUAUUCGAACAUGGAUUGCAUGCAAUGUUGUCUCUCAAACCAUUGCGUCUGUUUUCGGAUAUCCUAGUUUUUUCCAGCCAUAUGGUUCGUUAACUUUGGCAUUGUCAAAGGAGGGAAAUGAUGUACCUCAUUGCUUAAGACAAAUGCUUGAAAUUCAAACUUUUGAGGAGCAAAUUGAAAAAACCUUGAACAGUAACUCUUUUGACUCCUUGAGAUUAAACCACACAUCCGAGCAGCUACCAAUGAUCCAUUUAUUAGAGAAUGAACUAAACCAACUUGAGUUAAAAUUAUGUUCCGUUCCGGAUUCUCCUAUGGAUGAUUUCAGAAUGUUGUCGUUGUAUGCUGCAAGAUUGCAUCUACUGUGUUAUUAUUUCUUGGAUAAUGAUCAAUCGAAUACAUUUGAGUACAAAAGAGGGGUAAUUAAAGCUUAUAAUGCAGCAUUAGCUAUUAUUCAACAUUGUAAAAUGUCUAACGAGAGGGAGGAUUCUUUUAUCAAGAACUUACCAAGCUCCUAUAUUUUGACACUGUGGCAGGCGUCCGUUGUCAUUUCACGUUUAGUCAACUCCUCUUAUAAAUCACUGAUUGAUGUUGAAGCUGGAAAGUUAUUAUAUCAGAAUGCGAUCUCUUUGGCUCUGAAGGCUUCUGUCGUAAAACACGAUUUAGCCUAUAGAUCAUGCGGAAUAAUGAAGGCCACUUGGAAUUUAUUCAGAACUCUAGAUAUGAACUCGUCAGGUCCUGUUAAAGUCACUGUCCGUUCAAGGAUGUCUGCCAAUAUAUUUUUUGAUACUUUAUGGAUUGUUAGAGAGAAAUGUGAUAUGAUCAAACUUAACUACAGGAAAAAGAGCGAUUCUAAUAGUGGAGGCGAAUCAGAUGAUGAUGUUGAAGUUAUAGAGGACGAUCAAAAGGUAUCUGAUGAUCAUCAGAAUGUCGUUACCAACACACUUUCAGGAAGCGUCGGAAGUGAGACUAGAUCAUCAAGCAAAAGGAAAACAAACUAUAGUGCCGAAAAUGCCGCACGUAAAAUUAUCAGUACCAUCCCGCUAGAUCCACAACCCAUUUCAAUUGCAGAAACUCCGAAUGAUAGUACCAGUAACAGUAAAGGUGGUUCCCCCUUUGCUUCUUAUAAAUCACCGAACACAUAUUCUGAUGCGUCUAAAAAAAUCAUUACUCCACAAAGUUUAGCACUUAAUUCAGCAUCAAAUUAUCACAGUUCUCCAGAUCACAGAUCCAACCAAAAUUCCAAACGUACCCCCAAUGAUACGAAGUCCGUUUCUUCUACUCCAUUAGAAACUGGCGCUGCAGCGGUUCUCGCACGACCUGCUGAAUCUCAGAAUGCUAAUACAGAACCCGUGAAGAGUGAUUCCACAGUGGGUUUAACAAAUAGUAACGUGGAUGCAUUAGGACCAACACCAACAACAAACACCGGAUUUUUCAUUGACAACUGGGACCUUAAUGCUGACUUCGAUUCCGACAUGCUUUUCAAAGAUAUUGCAUCGGUUAUGGAUGAAUUUGGUUUUCAUGCCGGUUGA